UCUGGCCGGGGAUUUGGUGAGAAGACUCGGACCGGCAGCCGCUGUGAGGAUAUCGCGCGCGGUGUUGCAGGCGCUGAGACCAAGGGACCUGGUUCUAGAGUGUGUGUUUAGCCAUGCCGGCACAGCGGCCCGCGAGCAGCGGCGGGUCCCUGGCUCCAGAUGUGGCUGAGCGAGUGGAGCCCGCCGUGAUUACCCCAGCCAUGCUAGAAGAGGAGGAACAGCUUGAGGCUGCCGGACUUGAGAGGGAGCGGAAGAUGCUAGAAAAGGCUCGCAUGUCUUGGGAUAGAGAAUCCAUGGACAUUCGGUACCGUAGACUUCAACAUUUGCUUGAAAAAAGCAAUAUCUACUCCAAAUUUUUAUUGACUAAAAUGGAACAGCAACAAUUAGAGGAACAGAAGAAGAAAGAGAAAUUGGAGAGAAAAAAGGAAUCUUUAAAAGUUACAAAGGGUAAAAAUUCCAUUGAUGUAAAUGAGGAGAAUCCAGUUAUGAGAAAGAAAAGAGGAAGAGAAGAUGAAUCAUACAAUAUUUCAGAGGUCAUGUCAAAAGAGGAAAUUUUGUCUGUGGCUAAAAAAAAUAAAAAGGAGAAUGAGGAUGAAAGCUCUUCAUCUAAUCUCUGUGUAGAAGAUCUUCAGAGAAACAAAGAUUCAAAUAGUAUAAUUAAAGAUAGAUUGUCUCAAACGGUUAGACAGAAUACUAAAUUCUUUUUUGACCCAGUUCGGAAAUGUAAUGGACAACCAGUACCCUUUCAGCAACCAAAACACUUUAUAGGAGGGGUGAUGCGAUGGUACCAAGUGGAAGGCAUGGAAUGGCUUAGGAUGCUUUGGGAAAAUGGAAUUAAUGGCAUUUUAGCAGAUGAAAUGGGAUUGGGAAAAACAGUUCAGUGCAUUGCUACAAUUGCGUUGAUGAUUCAGAGAGGAGUACCUGGACCUUUUCUUGUCUGUGGCCCUUUGUCUACGCUUCCUAACUGGAUGGCUGAAUUCCAAAGAUUUACACCAGAAAUUCCUACUAUGUUAUAUCAUGGGACCCAGGAGGAACGUCGAAAAUUGGUAAAGAAUAUUCACAAACGGAAAGGGACACUCCAGAUUCAUCCUGUGGUAAUCACUUCAUUCGAAAUAGCCAUGAGAGACCGAAAUGCGUUACAGCAUUGCUAUUGGAAAUACUUGAUAGUAGAUGAAGGACACAGGAUUAAGAACAUGAACUGCCGUCUAAUCAGGGAGUUAAAACGGUUCAAUGCGGAUAACAAACUUCUUUUGACUGGUACUCCCCUGCAAAACAAUUUAUCAGAACUUUGGUCAUUGCUAAACUUUUUGUUGCCAGAUGUAUUUGAUGACUUGAAAAGCUUUGAGUCUUGGUUUGAUAUCACUAGUCUUUCUGAAACUGCUGAAGAUAUUAUUGCUAAAGAAAGAGAACAGAAUGUAUUGCAUAUGCUGCACCAGAUUCUAACACCUUUCUUACUGAGAAGACUAAAAUCUGAUGUUGCUCUUGAAGUUCCUCCUAAACGAGAAGUAGUCGUUUAUGCACCGCUUUCAAAGAAACAAGAGAUCUUUUAUACAGCCAUUGUGAACCGUACAAUUGCGAACAUGUUUGGAUCCAGUGAGAAAGAAACAGUUGAGCUAAGUCCCACUGGACGACCAAAACGGCGAACUAGAAAGUCAAUAAAUUACAGCAAACUAGAUGAUUUCCCUAAUGAAUUGGAAAAAUUGAUCAGUCAAAUGCAGCCAGAGGUAGACCGAGAAAGUAGAGCUGUUGUGGAAGCGAAUAUCCCUAUAGAAUCUGAAGUUAAUCUGAAGCUGCAGAAUAUAAUGAUGCUACUUCGUAAAUGCUGUAAUCAUCCAUAUUUGAUUGAGUACCCUAUAGACCCGGUGACACAAGAGUUUAAGAUUGACGAAGAAUUGGUAACAAAUUCUGGGAAAUUCUUAAUUUUGGAUCGAAUGCUGCCAGAACUGAAAACUAGAGGUCACAAGGUGCUGCUUUUUUCACAAAUGACAAGAAUGUUGGACAUUUUGAUGGAUUACUGCCACUUUAGAGAUUUCAACUUUAGCAGGCUUGAUGGAUCCAUGUCUUACUCGGAGAGAGAAAAAAAUAUGCACAACUUCAACACAGAUCCAGAUGUAUUUAUCUUCUUAGUGAGUACACGAGCUGGUGGCCUGGGCAUUAAUUUGACUGCAGCAGAUACAGUUAUCAUUUAUGAUAGUGAUUGGAACCCCCAGUCUGAUCUUCAGGCCCAGGAUAGAUGUCAUAGAAUUGGUCAGACAAAGCCAGUUGUUGUAUAUCGUCUUGUUACAGCAAAUACUAUUGAUCAGAAAAUUGUGGAAAGAGCAGCUGCUAAAAGAAAACUGGAAAAGUUGAUCAUCCACAAAAAUCAUUUCAAAGGUGGUCAGUCUGGGCUAAAUCAGUCUAAGAACUUCUUAGACCCUAAGGAGUUAAUGGAGUUAUUAAAAUCUAGAGAUUAUGAAAGGGAAGUCAAAGGAUCAAGAGAGAAGGUCAUUAGCGAUAAAGAUUUAGAGUUGUUGUUAGAUCGAAGUGAUCUCAUUGAUCAAAUGAAUGCCUCAGGACCGAUUAAAGAGAAGAUGGGGAUUUUCAAGAUACUAGAAAAUUCUGAAGAUUCCAGUCCUGAAUGUUUGUUUUAAAUUGGAGCUAAAGAAUGUCUUUAAAAAAUUCUUAUUUACAUCCACUGAUUUACUUUUAUUGGUGUUGAAAUCCAGAUUAUCCACUUUACUUUUUGAUUAUAUCAGUUUACAUAAUGUAACCUGUACCAUUGCAUACUUAAUAGUUGAUAAUUUUCUGAGCUUUAUUCAGAACAAAGAAGUAUUCACAUUAGGUGUAGAUUUUUCGGUUAACUUUUCAGACUCGGUAGUACUCUUGGGUACAGGCUGAUGUGUACUUCACCACUGCCAGAUUUAUACAGUCUUCCUGUGGAAGUUUAAUGUCUUUUCCCCACCGUUUAGCAGUACAGUUCAUGGGCUUUUGGUACUUCAGUUAUGGAGUAGGCUUUUGAUGGGGGAAAGAUUGAGAUAAUGCUUUCCGUUGUUUAAAUAAGAAAUUGUUUGAAUUUAGGGUCUGUUUCUAUAAAAUGGUUUACCAAAUAAAUCUUCAUUAUAAGAUGAUCUCAUCAAAUUAUUUCUUCAGAAAAAUAAUGAAUCAGGUGAAAUAAUAGUAAAAGUCUUGACUGGCGUUACAAUUCAACAUUCUUAUGCUGAUGUGGUUUCAUUCACUACUACUACGCACAUAUGUCACAUACAGAUUUCAGCUGAACAUUGGGUUAAUUAAUGCAGAGAAGGCUCUGGAAGAAACUGUAAGGUCUUUACAAAUGACCAGAAAUUGCAAGUGGUAGUAUAUCAUGCAAGACAAGAAUAGAAGAGAGAAGAGACCUGAAAAUUUAUAAUAGGAGGAGUAAAUAGUACUGGAGAGAAGGAAACAAGACCUAGGAAUAUAAGUAAUACAGAACCCAUAAUAGAGGCUCAUAAAGGCCAAAAUGGGAACAGUUUAGGCCCUGUAUGUCUAUCAGACUACGAGGUAGAGAAAUCUUGAAUGCUCCCUGAACCUUACAUUUCUGUGUAGGUUGUUUAUCUCAUGUCAAAAUGUUAUUCUUGUUGCUGUGCAUAUUUAACUGUAGAUCAGAUUAUCUCUACGUUAGGGCAAUGUAGCUAGGGCUCAGAGAAAAACGAGAGAAUAUUCAGUCAAAAGACAAGAAAGUCUUCAGAGCAGGUUUUUUUUUCUUUUGAGUGGAAAUGUUUACCCAUCACACACCUGCUGACUAAUUGUCAUCAUAACCUUGGUUGCUUAGUUGUCUCACUGAGUUUUCCUACUGUGUUGUCUCUUACAUCCUCCCAAAUGAAUAUUUUGUGGGUUCAUCUCAGUCCUCACAUCUCUAAUACCUCUUUCCUUACCUUGCUCUCUGUUGCCACUGAGAAAUUAGAAACAAUCAGAAAAAAACUCGCAAAAGUUGCCACCACUGCAUGUAUAAAUCUACCACCAUCUGUGCCCUAUGUAUCUUUUUUUCCUGUUACUGUGGAUAUAUAUUGUCUGUCCUGCCUAGAGCCAACAGAAAUGUCUCCUUUUAUAGCAAACUCCUUGAAAAGUUGUCUAUGUUCACUUUUCUUUCUCUUUUCCAUUCUUUUCUGAACCCAUUCCAGUCCGUUUUUCAUCCCCAUCACUCAUGAAACUGUUCUUAUUCAGACCUCCAGUGACCUCUGACUUCAUUUUACUUGAUUUUUCAGCAGCAUUUCAUACGAUUGUUUAAUCUUCUCCACUAAACAGUUUCUAAACAAACACAUUUGUUUGGUUUUCCUUCCUACUUCUCUGGCUUUCUCAGUCUCCUUUGCUGUUUCUUCAUGUCUUUGACCCCUAAACAUUAGAAUGUCCCAGGCAGGGCUUGGGGCUCCCUUGAUGGUAGUGAUGACUCAAAUUUAUAUCUCUAGCCAGAGUCUUUCUCCUGAGCUCAAUUCAGCUGCCUACUUGACAUUUUUACUUCAUUGCCUGAUAACUCAAACUAUCCCAAAUCUGAACUUAAGAACUUGUACUUCCCCAGCCUGUUGAGACUGUUACCACUCAUUCAUUUAUUUUUCAGCUUCCAAAAUCUUAUUUUGUCAUCUCAUCUCUUCUCUUGAUCUGAGAGUUGAAUGCCUCUUUCAUCGUUUUACUGUUAUUUUAGUUUCCAGAUUCUAGUAAGGGGCAGAGGGGAAUAGAUCUUCUCAUUCUGUGAUAUUGAAACAAAGCAGGUUCUCCCUGCUUUGUCUUGUAUAAAAUAUGUUCUCAAACCAGGACUUGUCUUCCAUCACUUGAUCAAGUUGCUGUGAAAAAUACUUUAUUUGUUCAGUGAGUCAUUCUUCCAUGUUAUUAGGCAGUUCCUGAAUGUAUGGAGAGGUAGAAUGAAAGUGGCACUUGAACAUUUCCAAGCAAACAUUUGGUAAUGUUUCACUAAUGUCUUAGCAAUUUUAUGUGACUUUUUAGUCUUGGCAGUUUGAAGUAGUAUUUUGAGUAGGCUGGAGAGAACUAAUGUUUAUAUUCAAAACAUUAAGUGCUUCUGUUGGUUUUAAAUUCCGUGCUUUAUUUCAAAGAAUUAUUUUGGUUUUGAGCUUCUUUUUAAGUUACUGCUACUUCAGUUUUUACAAUUGUAUUUGCUUUAUCAGCCAGGACAUCUCCACAAAUAACAUACUAUGUUUCUUAUUACUUCAUCAAUUUUUGUUAGAAAAAUCAAGCCCAGGGAAUCAUACUUAUGAGUAAAAUUUAAAAGAUUUUGGUCUUCCUUCUUUGGAAUCAUUUAUUGUCGUCAUGUGGUUUAAUAUACUGC
This is a messenger RNA of Equus quagga, 5293 nucleotides long. RefSeq names its product helicase, lymphoid specific (gene HELLS). Gene Ontology annotation, molecular function: ATP-dependent chromatin remodeler activity; ATP binding; chromatin binding. Gene Ontology annotation, cellular component: pericentric heterochromatin; nucleus. The record is from RefSeq and is a predicted model, not a curated record. NCBI's taxonomy places the organism in Eukaryota, Metazoa, Chordata, Mammalia, Perissodactyla, Equidae. Gene Ontology annotation, biological process: lymphocyte proliferation; negative regulation of gene expression via chromosomal CpG island methylation; DNA methylation-dependent constitutive heterochromatin formation. The coding region runs from base 114 to 2630 and encodes 838 amino acids. The transcript has 22 exons.